AUGAAUAUUCUACGCUCGCCGCCGGUUCCUUUCACCGAUCAAGCUUCGGUGUCGGAGAGAAGAUCUAAUCUCCUAGAUGCAUCGACGAUAUCUCCAGCGGGAUUCGCUUGGCUGAUGCUGGGCAUAUCGGUUUCGAUGAUGCUGUGUGGAUCGGUCACUUUCUUUAUAGGGUUCAUGUUGAUGCCUUGGGUUAUUGGUUUGUUAAUGGUGUUUUACGUUGCUGGGAUUGUUUCCGCCAUUUCCCUGUUGGGUCGUUCUAUUAUUUGCAAUGCCUUGGCUCCUCCUUCGCCUCGAAAACAUAUUCCUGAUAAUUGCUUUUUUUGUUCUUCAUUGGGAUUUGAUAACUAG
Messenger RNA from Hibiscus syriacus, 348 nucleotides. RefSeq lists its product as uncharacterized. Bases 1 to 348 code for a protein of 115 amino acids. NCBI's taxonomy places the organism in Eukaryota, Viridiplantae, Streptophyta, Magnoliopsida, Malvales, Malvaceae. The record is from RefSeq and is a predicted model, not a curated record. The transcript has a single exon.